AUGCAGGUAAUGGUUUCAAUUGUUUCACUCUUAUCCAACCUAGUUAUCGAGAGAGUGGAUGAACGAACUGGAAUAACUUGCUUAUUUUCACUUCUGACAUUUGUCCUUGUCAGCAUUGUUUGCGAAAGAAUUUUUGAUGAUCUACGAUUGUGCAUGAUGUUCAGCGUAUUUCCAACCAUUGUAAUUCCUGCCCUGGUGUUUCUUUUUCGACCCAAAUACACACAUUCAAGAUUUUGGUAUUUUGCUGCAGCAUUUUACCUUCUGUCAAGAAUUGAAGCCCUUGCAGAUAUGAAAGUUUACAGUGUUAACAAAUAUGCCAUUAGUGGUCAUUCCUUAGAGCACUUGUGUUUAGCUAUGGUUCCUCUUGUUCUCAGCAUAAUGCUCUGGUUAAGAAGUAUCAGAAUUGCCCGGGACUAUUAAAUCAGAUUAGAAACUUAACAGAAUGCAUGAAGCUAUUGCGGAUACUGCCGCCGAUUGUGAAACAAAGAUGAACAUUUCAAAAGCUCGAGCAACUUACGUGAAACAUUUCGACCAACAAACUAUUAGCGGAAUCUGCAUGAAAUUGACCUAUGUACUACAGCUGUAGAUGGAUUUGUAUUUCACUACAGUUCAAUCUUGUAUGUUUGUUUAUAUAUUUUUGUGGGAAUCAUGACAAUGUUACUGCUUAUUGGUCUUUUUACUGGUUUACAGUUUACUGGAUUUUCAAUGUGUGAGUUGUACAAUGCUUCUCUGGGUUUGUUUGAACGAUGGCCGAACUGAUAACGUGAAGAUGAGAAUACUAUAUUUUCAAAUU
Asparagus officinalis (garden asparagus) is the source of this 793-nucleotide messenger RNA. RefSeq lists its product as uncharacterized. The record is from RefSeq and is a predicted model, not a curated record. NCBI's taxonomy places the organism in Eukaryota, Viridiplantae, Streptophyta, Magnoliopsida, Asparagales, Asparagaceae. Bases 1 to 420 code for a protein of 139 amino acids. The transcript is spliced from 4 exons.